GAUGUGUAGUUUCUAGACAGAGAUCAGUUUAGUAUAAACUCUCUGAUCUUGGUAAAUGUAUAUUGUGAGAAUUUCAAAUAUAUUUUUUCAAAAAAAUCCAAGGUGGAAAUUUGAGAAAACUGGUGAAAAUAUAAGUUGGUAUAAUAUGGUGGAAAACUGAGGCCUUCAUGACAGAUAUGAUCAAGGAAAACAGACCAUGAAACAGAGCUGAUAUUAACAGAUCAUAAUAAAAUUGUACAUAGUAACUAUUUGACACUGAAUCAUUAAUUUCUUCUAUUAAAUAAACUAGUCACUAUACAAGGCCUAGACUAAGGAAGCUCUUUGUGAAGCUUGAUUAUCGAAAAUAAUUCAGUGCUAAGUGUAAAAUACUCAUAUAACCAAUCUUUACAUGUUCAUUUGAAUUGUCUUGAAAAACAAGAAUGCUUUACCCAGAAAAAAAUGCAUAUCAAAUGUUUGUUUCUAUUUUAGCAUACUGCAUGAUUCUAAUCUGUGGUUUCAAGUGUGGUGUAUGUAGAUCUGUGUCAGGUCGAGGAAAUGGCUGAUAGCGCUAAAUGAACAGGAUCACGUGACAGUGCCGUACUUCAAACUGUACUGUAUGUCAUAUAACUUUACCUACAUUUAGUUGAGCUUCUCCUCUCAGCCAGAAGAAGAAAAUGGGUAAACAACUUUGUGUGAUGGUGUUACUCUUAACUCAAGUGUUUGUGGGACUAUAUGGAGACAUUAUACAACUGCAGACAGUUAUAUCAGCAUAUGAAGGAGAUAAUGUGGUUUUUCCCUACUUAAUUAAAACAAAACAAAUAAGUAUGGCAUUGUGGUACAAGCAAGUCACUGGAGGAGAACCACGUCUCAUUGCUUCCUCACUUCUCCAUUCAUCAAGAAGCCAAUUUCAUGAUGAAUUUAACAGCAAUCAUUUUGAAGCUGUAAGAGGGACUGACAGUUUUAAUCUGACAAUUGUAAAUGCCUUACAAUCAGAUUCAGGCACAUACUAUUGUGCUACAUCUUUCUCUAAUAUAAUUAAUUUUGGAAAUGGUACUCGUCUGGUUAUUAAAGGAGCAGAAAUCAGCAAACCCACGAGUCUACAACUUCCCAAGACUGAACUUGUUAAAUCAGAGGUAAACGUGCCUCUACAAUGUUUAAUCCAAAAUGAAAUAGUCAGCAGUGGAGGUGAAAAUCAUCUCUACUGGUUCAAACAUGGAUCAGACGAAUCUCCUCCAGGAUUCAUUCAUGUUCAUGGAAACACAAGUGAUGGAUGCGUGAGGAGCUCUGAAGCUGACUGUCUUUCACCGUCCUGUGAUUUCAACCUCCCAAAGAAAAAGAUCAGUUCCUCACAAACGGGAAUUUACUGUGCACUGGCCACAUGUGGGGAGGCUUUAUUUGGAAACAUUUCUACACACAAUCCUUACAACUUCAAUAACCAGAACACACAAUUACUCUUUGUAAUUGUCCUUACGGUGCUCCUGACAUCAAAUACUACCAUCAGUAUUCUUCUGUGUUGGAUGAGGAUACAUGAGUCUAUUAAUGCAACAGAAAGCACAUAUAAGCCGAUCCAGACUACUGAUAAUGAUGUGUCAGUAACUGAGUAUAAGGAAGAGGAAGUGAGCUUUUGGUCUUCACCCGUCAUCCAAAAUGCUCAAAGAGUGAAAAGAAACACCAGCUUUAAGGACAUAUGAUAUUUGGGUUUGACAAAUCAAGACCAUAGUGAAACAUUGUUGUAUAUUUGCUCAUAUUAAUCAUUAAAAACAUAAUUAUGAGUAAUUUAAGUGAGCCAGUUAUUUUCGAUUAACAGAAUAAAUUCUGUUCAAGUAGUUAUUAAUGGGCUGUACUAUAGCUAUUGUAAUGAUUGAAAAACCAGUCAAAGUAAAUAACUUCCAAAAUGUAAUCGAAAUAAUUAUAUGCUGUAUAAUCAUUUUAGUUUGAUUUGGUCAUAUAAUAAACAGUAACGGCUAUUACAGUU
This is a messenger RNA of Carassius carassius (crucian carp), 1954 nucleotides long. RefSeq lists its product as uncharacterized. Gene Ontology annotation, biological process: response to bacterium. Bases 654 to 1670 code for a protein of 338 amino acids. The record is from RefSeq and is a predicted model, not a curated record. NCBI's taxonomy places the organism in Eukaryota, Metazoa, Chordata, Actinopteri, Cypriniformes, Cyprinidae. The transcript is spliced from 6 exons.